This is a messenger RNA of Cebus imitator (Panamanian white-faced capuchin), 4813 nucleotides long. RefSeq names its product unc-5 netrin receptor C (gene UNC5C). Gene Ontology annotation, cellular component: membrane. Gene Ontology annotation, biological process: netrin-activated signaling pathway. The transcript is spliced from 17 exons. Lineage: Eukaryota; Metazoa; Chordata; Mammalia; Primates; Cebidae. The coding region runs from base 1190 to 4042 and encodes 950 amino acids. Gene Ontology annotation, molecular function: netrin receptor activity; protein binding. The record is from RefSeq and is a predicted model, not a curated record.
CAGCCACCAAGAUGCACGCAAAGAAAGCACUGUUGCGGAAUGAGUUUUCAUCGAGCUUUUAGUUUCUGUUCCACUGCAAAGGAGUCACAUGCGCUUAGAACAUAAAGCAGUCUGACUGGCGCUGACAACCCCAAGACAGCACCCGGCUGGGGCACUGCAGAAGCUUCUUGCCUUCUUCUCCAACCAAGCAGGACUUCAGUUCGAGCCCGCACCCGGCUUCAUCAACCGCAAAGUAGAGCGAGUCCAGUCCCAGGGAAUCCGGCUCAGGCUUUGCCGGCGCGGUGAGGAAGGUGGCAGGCGGCAGGCUGAGCUCCACUGGACACAGCCAAGUGGCCCGGGGCGCGCCCUGUGCACUCCCGGCGUCCGGGUCUGGCACACCGCGGGAGGCAGGCGCGCUGCCACUCUCUGCCGCUGCUUCUUUCCCUGGUCUCUCUAGCCUCCGCUCCAGCGGGCAAACCCACAGCCGGUCUCCACCUUCCGCCCUGGGCGCUGAUCUCCUUCCAAUCCUUGCUUACAUAAGGCAGGCGGGCGUGCUCCACAGCCGGUUAUUCCCCAGCGGAGUUGGGCUGCGCCCUCUACGCCUCCUUGGCGAGCUCCUUUGCGUACCCGUGAGCCCUACUCUACGGUGUGACCCUCCUUGGCCACCCAGCAGCGACAGCCAGGGUAUCUCUCUGCCGGCGUGAGAACACUGAGAUUGGAGACCAGGGCGCCUGACGGUGCACAAGCUUCCUCCCUCCGUUCCCUCCUCCUCCCACUUCCCCCCACCCCCGCUUCAACCCCCACCCCCACCCCCACCCCCAGUGCCUGUGUGUGUUCCUCACAGGCGAGGGGACCCGGAGAGCAGUCCACACUCGGCGCGCGGCGGAGCAGCGGCUGCUCCUACUGCUGGGGGGAGCAGCGGAGGUGGCCGCCUAGCGCCUCCCUGGACUUCCCAAGUGGGGGCAGAGCAGUCGCUCGCGGGAGACGUCAGUUAGAAGGCAUUGGGAAAGAGGGACCUUCAAACUCCUCCUCGGCGUCUCCUCUCCUCCCGCUUUGGCCCCUGCCCUUGGAGAAAGUGGAGUGUGGCGCUUGGUUGUCGUUAUUUCUUCGGACUGCUUCUCGGUGCACGGAUUCAGCUGCUGCCCAGUGGGGCUUUCCGCUGUUUGCGCGUCUCUCUGUUCCCCCCUCCCCCGGCACACCUCUGUCUACGAUGAGGAAAGGUCUGCGGGCGACAGCGGCCCGCUGCGGACUGGGACUGGGAUACGUGCUGCAAAUGGUGGUGCUACCUGCCCUGGCCCUGCUCAGCGCCAGUGGCACUGGCUCCGCCGCCCAAGACGACGACUUUUUUCAUGAACUCCCAGAAACUUUUCCUUCUGACCCACCUGAGCCUCUGCCACAUUUCCUUAUUGAGCCUGAAGAAGCUUAUAUUGUGAAGAAUAAGCCUGUGAACCUGUACUGUAAAGCCAGCCCUGCCACCCAGAUCUAUUUCAAGUGUAACAGUGAGUGGGUUCAUCAGAAGGACCACAUAGUAGAUGAAAGGGUAGAUGAAACUUCAGGUCUUAUUGUCCGGGAAGUGAGCAUUGAAAUUUCGCGCCAGCAAGUGGAAGAACUCUUUGGACCUGAAGAUUAUUGGUGCCAGUGUGUGGCCUGGAGCUCAGCGGGCACCACAAAGAGCCGGAAGGCGUACGUGCGCAUUGCCUAUCUACGGAAGACAUUUGAGCAGGAACCCCUAGGAAAAGAAGUAUCCUUGGAACAAGAAGUCUUACUCCAGUGUCGACCACCUGAAGGGAUCCCAGUGGCUGAGGUGGAAUGGUUGAAAAAUGAAGACAUAAUUGAUCCUGUUGAAGAUCGGAAUUUUUAUAUUACUAUUGAUCACAACCUCAUCAUAAAGCAGGCCCGCCUCUCUGAUACUGCAAAUUAUACCUGUGUUGCCAAAAACAUUGUUGCCAAGAGGAAAAGCACAACUGCCACUGUCAUAGUCUACGUUAACGGUGGCUGGUCCACCUGGACAGAGUGGUCUGUGUGUAAUAGCCGCUGUGGACGAGGGUAUCAGAAACGUACAAGGACUUGUACCAACCCGGCACCACUCAAUGGGGGUGCCUUCUGUGAAGGACAGAGUGUGCAGAAAAUAACCUGUACUACAUUAUGCCCAGUGGAUGGCAGGUGGACAUCAUGGAGCAAGUGGUCUACUUGUGGAACUGAGUGUACCCACUGGCGCAGGAGGGAGUGUACUGCACCAGCCCCCAAGAAUGGAGGCAAGGACUGUGACGGCCUGGUCUUGCAAUCCAAGAACUGCACUGAUGGACUUUGCAUGCAGAGUUUCAUUUAUCCCAUUUCAACUGAACAGAGAACCCAGAAUGAAUAUGGAUUUUCUUCUGCUCCUGAUUCAGAUGAUGUUGCUCUCUAUGUUGGGAUUGUGAUAGCAGUGAUCGUUUGCCUGGCAAUCUCUGUAGUUGUGGCCUUGUUUGUGUAUCGGAAGAAUCAUCGUGACUUUGAGUCAGAUAUUAUUGACUCUUCAGCACUCAAUGGGGGCUUUCAGCCUGUGAACAUCAAAGCAGCAAGACAAGAUCUGCUGGCAGUACCCCCAGACCUCACGUCAGCUGCAGCCAUGUACAGAGGACCCGUCUAUGCCCUGCAUGACGUCUCAGACAAAAUUCCAAUGACCAACUCUCCAAUUCUGGAUCCACUGCCAAACCUGAAAAUCAAAGUGUAUAACACCUCAGGUGCUGUCACCCCCCAAGAUGAGCUCUCUGAGAUUACGUCCAAGCUGUCCCCUCAGAUGACCCAGUCGUUGCUGGAGAAUGAAGCCCUCAACCUGAAGAACCAGAGUCUAGCAAGACAGACUGAUCCAUCCUGUACCGCAUUUGGCAGCUUCAACUCGCUCGGAGGUCACCUUAUUGUUCCCAAUUCAGGAGUCAGUUUGCUGAUUCCCGCUGGGGCCAUUCCUCAAGGGAGAGUCUAUGAAAUGUAUGUGACUGUACACAGGAAAGAAACCAUGAGGCCUCCCAUGGAUGACUCUCAGACACUCUUGACCCCUGUGGUGAGCUGUGGGCCCCCAGGAGCCCUGCUCACCCGCCCCAUCGUCCUCACUAUGCAUCACUGCGCGGACCCCAAUACCGAGGACUGGAAGAUACUGCUCAAGAACCAGGCAGCACAGGGACAGUGGGAGGAUGUGGUGGUGGUUGGAGAAGAAAACUUCACUACCCCUUGCUACAUUCAGCUGGAUGCAGAGGCCUGUCACAUCCUCACAGAGAACCUCAGCACCUACGCCCUGGUCGGGCAUUCCACCACCAAAGCGGCUGCAAAGCGCCUGAAGCUGGCCAUCUUCGGGCCCCUGUGCUGCUCCUCCCUGGAGUACAGCAUCCGCGUCUACUGUCUGGAUGACACCCAGGACGCCCUGAAGGAAGUUUUACAUCUUGAGAGACAGAUGGGAGGACAGCUCCUAGAAGAACCUAAGGCUCUUCAUUUUAAAGGCAGCACCCACAACCUCCGCCUGUCAAUUCACGAUAUCGCCCAUUCCCUCUGGAAGAGCAAAUUGCUGGCUAAAUACCAGGAAAUUCCUUUUUACCAUGUCUGGAGUGGGUCUCAAAGAAACCUGCACUGCACCUUCACUCUGGAAAGAUUUAGCCUGAACACAGUGGAGCUGGUUUGCAAACUCUGCGUGCGGCAGGUGGAAGGAGAAGGGCAGAUCUUCCAGCUCAACUGCACCGUGUCAGAGGAACCUACUGGCAUCGAUUUGCCACUGCUGGAUCCUGCAAACACCAUCACCACCGUCACGGGGCCCAGUGCUUUCAGCAUCCCUCUCCCUAUCCGACAGAAGCUCUGUAGCAGCCUGGAUGCCCCCCAGACGAGAGGCCAUGACUGGAGGAUGCUGGCCCAUAAGCUAAACCUGGACAGGUACUUGAAUUACUUUGCCACCAAAUCCAGCCCAACUGGUGUAAUCCUGGAUCUUUGGGAAGCACAGAACUUCCCAGAUGGAAACCUGAGCAUGCUGGCAGCUGUCUUGGAAGAAAUGGGAAGACAUGAAACAGUGGUGUCCUUAGCAGCAGAAGGGCAGUAUUAACCACCACGCCGGAAGGGGAACCGAAGGACGACACCGCACAGGGGUCUGUGGCCGUCCAGGGGAAUCACAGCUGAGGAGGAAAUCCAGACGAGACCAAUGCGCUUCACAGGCAAGACUGCAGCAGCCAGAAGGAAAACAGAUACAACUGCCAAUGUACAUGCCCACUUUACUCGGACAUCAGCACAGGAGUUGAGAAAAAUUGUGUAAAUUUGUACCUUGAAUUUAGCUAUCAACCUAAUUUUCCUCUUAGUUGGGCUGUAUGCUGUGUGGUACAGGAUCUUACAGUUUCCUAGGAAACGCUUUUUAUUGCUAUCCAGAUAUAUGGAUAAACUUUCUUAACAAACCCAAUUUCUACAAAUGUUGUUUACAUCAAAUUGGACAGGGAUGCAGACACUGUCCAUGGCUCGUUCUAUUUUUGUUCAAAUCAUUUGAAGCUGAAGCUGUGGAUGGUUAGUUGUGUCUAUUUCAGAUUAGUAAUUUACAGAGAAAUCACAGACUUUUGGUACAAAUUGUGUGCAUCAAGUGUCUCAGAUAAUCUUCCCAUCAGUGUUCUGUUUCUAGAACUUGUAGAACCAGUGUUACUGUUUGUAUCAGGGAAGUGGAGAAUCUAAAAGUGUAAAAAAGAAAUAACUAAGACUCCUAUUCCUUGGAGGGACCCUUCUGGUGCCCUUUGAGAAUAAAGCUAUAGCAUUGCAGGGAAGACAGUGGUUCAUGUUCAAGCAUUUUUUCACAACAUGCGUGUUUAUAAUAUGCAGUAUGAAGUGGUUUUUU